Phodopus roborovskii (desert hamster) is the source of this 7972-nucleotide messenger RNA. It is a transcript of the gene Uhmk1, whose product is annotated as U2AF homology motif kinase 1. NCBI's taxonomy places the organism in Eukaryota, Metazoa, Chordata, Mammalia, Rodentia, Cricetidae. Gene Ontology annotation, cellular component: neuronal ribonucleoprotein granule; nucleus. Gene Ontology annotation, molecular function: protein serine/threonine kinase activity; ATP binding; RNA binding. The record is from RefSeq and is a predicted model, not a curated record. The coding region runs from base 171 to 1430 and encodes 419 amino acids. Gene Ontology annotation, biological process: positive regulation of translational initiation; regulation of protein export from nucleus; peptidyl-serine phosphorylation. The transcript is spliced from 8 exons.
GGCGCACUCCUGCUUCCGGUGUCAUGGCGGCCUAAGGUCCCGGGAGUCGGUGCGGGCUCUGCGGGCCCCUCCCUGCAGAGCGGCGGGUCCGGGUGGGGAUGUGACGGCGGGCGCCACGGGCCUGCCUGGCGCGUCGUGUCGGCUCGCGUGUCCUCGCCCCAGCCCGCACCAUGGCGGGUUCCGGCUGCGCGUGGGGCGCCGAGCCGCCGCGCUUCCUGGAGGCCUUCGGGCGGCUGUGGCAGGUACAGAGCCGCCUGGGGAGCGGCUCGUCGGCCUCGGUGUAUCGGGUGCGCUGCUGCGGCACCCCGGGCUCGCCCCCCGGAGCCCUCAAGCAGUUUCUGCCCCCGGGAACCACCGGGGCUGCGGCCUCGGCUGCAGAAUAUGGUUUCCGCAAAGAGAGGGCGGCGCUGGAGCAGUUGCAGGGUCACAGGAACAUCGUGACUUUAUAUGGAGUCUUUACCAUACACUUCUCUCCAAAUGUGCCAUCACGCUGUCUGUUGCUUGAACUCCUGGAUGUCAGUGUUUCGGAAUUACUCUUAUAUUCCAGUCACCAGGGUUGCUCCAUGUGGAUGAUACAGCAUUGUGCCAGAGAUGUUUUGGAGGCCCUUGCUUUUCUUCACCAUGAGGGCUAUGUCCAUGCAGACCUCAAACCACGAAACAUACUGUGGAGUGCCGAGAAUGAAUGCUUUAAGCUUAUUGACUUUGGGCUUAGCUUCAAAGAAGGCAAUCAGGAUGUAAAGUAUAUUCAGACAGAUGGGUAUCGAGCUCCAGAAGCUGAACUGCAAAACUGUUUGGCCCAGGCUGGCCUGCAGAGUGAUACAGAGUGUACCUCAGCUGUGGACCUGUGGAGCCUUGGAAUCAUUUUACUGGAGAUGUUCUCAGGCAUGAAACUGAAACACACAGUCAGAUCUCAGGAGUGGAAGGCAAACAGUUCUGCUAUUAUUGAUCAUAUAUUUGCCAGUAAAGCAGUGGUAAAUUCCGCAAUUCCAGCCUAUCACCUCAGAGACCUUAUCAAAAGCAUGCUUCAUGAUGACCCAAGCAGAAGGAUCCCUGCUGAGAUGGCAUUGUGCAGCCCAUUCUUUAGCAUUCCUUUUGCCCCUCAUAUUGAAGAUCUGGUGAUGCUUCCAACACCAGUGCUCAGACUCCUCAAUGUACUGGAUGAUGAUUACCUUGAAAAUGAAGAUGAAUAUGAAGAUGUUGUAGAAGAUGUAAAAGAGGAGUGUCAGAAAUAUGGACCAGUGGUUUCUUUGCUUGUUCCAAAGGAAAAUCCUGGCAGAGGACAAGUCUUUGUUGAGUACGCAAACGCUGGUGAUUCCAAAGCUGCUCAGAAAUUGCUGACUGGGAGGAUGUUUGACGGAAAGUUUGUUGUGGCUACAUUCUACCCACUGAGUGCCUACAAGAGGGGAUACCUGUAUCAAACCUUGCUUUAAUUAGUAACCUAAGGACUAUUUCCUGUUUCUCCUCUUCCAUUUCUUGGAUUACUAUAUUCCACAGCUGAAUGCAGGAGCACCCCUUUACCCAUUUUAAAGGGUACCUUGUACAUUUAUUUAAUCCUACUAAUGUGCAGCCAUUGCCCAAACAGUGACUGCAUUGCAAACAUUGGCACUGAGUAGGACAAGACCUCUCAGCUAUACAUUGAGGGGGUUAGCGCACCCAUGUGGGCACCCUUUGUUUGUGCAGUAGGACAGGUGCUGCUCUUUAGUAUGUAACCUAAAAAGAUGUCAUUUUAUGUGAUGAUGAAGCAAAGAUGAGUAAUUUGUCAUAGUGAAUAUUCUUAACAAGUUUGUUAGGGUUGGUGACAUCAGAUUAUUUGUUUGUAUUGUCAGGUGUAUCUCAUUGUUAUUCUAGCUGGCACUGGAUGCUCUAAUAAUGUUAAGUCAUUGUCAAGCAGCAUUUACCAACCAUGUUCUUAACAAUGAGUUGUGAAUUUUUCUAAGGGAGUACUGUAGGACUUAAUUUUCCUCUGAAGAAACUGCAGUGAGCCUAUCAACAUUUUUAAAAUUACUAUUAAGGCUUUUAAAAUAGAAAGCUGAUGCUUGAUCUUGCACAAUUUUUACGUCUAGUAUGUAUGCUUGAGUGGGUGUACGGGUGUGAAAGAAUAGAAAAAUUUGAGUCAGUGUACUUUAUAGUGUGAGUCUUGUGAGCUAAUACAGUCUAUAACCAUUUCUUCCUACCUGUUUCACACUUGUGAGACUUGAAAUAUAGGUUUCUUGAAAGUUGGUCUGACUGAUAGAAUGUAAAUGACAAAACAGUUCAUUCCUGUAAAGUGCAGAACAAACUGGAGUCUAGACCAGGGUUACAUUGAAACUCUUCAAAGUGACUGGAACAAAGAAGGUUUUGGUACAUGUAAAUUAUCCCAUUCUUUGGUUUACUCUAGACCCAAGAUUGACUCAUCUGUUUUGUACUGAACCUCUUGUAAUAAUUGUAAAAUAACUCCAGAUAUGAUUUUUUUUUUCUGCUAAAAUGGAAAAUUGAAGUGGAUCAGAAAAAAAAGUUAGUGACAGUGAAGGGAAAAGAGAAAAAUGUAAAGAAGGUAGCUGAUCACGGAUCCUUUCCUCCUCCCUGUGUCCUCCCUGCUGCCCUGCCGCCUCCACCUCCUUUCUUUCCCCUUGGCCUCUGUCUGUAGCUGGAGGCCAGUGCCCCAAGUCAUCUGGCUGUAAGGGAGUAAAGGAAGCUUGGGGUAUUAGGUGAAAGUAGAAAGAAAGAGAAACUCAGUUCCUAUAAGCUCCACAGCAAUCGAAUGUGUCCUUGAUCAGAGGGUGCCUGCUCUCAAGAGUUUGUGGGCACAGGUUGACUGUGGCUUGAGGAUUGUGAGCAUGGAUUCUUCUUUCUGUAGUAAAUUGCCUUGAGAGGUGUAAACUUAGGAAACUUUUGUAAAGCACUGAUUGUACAAGACAACCCUCAAAGUGUAUACCAGUUUUAAGUUUCUCCUGUUUCCUUACCUGAAUGAAAGUUUUAUUUAUUUAUUUUUCCUUAGUAAAGAGUGUUUGUUUCUUUCCCUCAUGGAAGCCUGCUUAUAUAGUUUCCUUAUGUCCAUGCCAUACAAGCUCUUGAAAGCUCCAUUAAAAUUUGCAUUUUAGAGGAUGAAUUAUUUUACCCUGUUCAAAUAUACUGUCCGACAUUUGUUAGUAAAGUCAAAUUAUUCAGAGCUCCCUCUUCUGAAGUUAAAUUUCUUAUAAGGGGAUGGACUGAUGAAUUAAUUACCUAAUGGUCUUAUGUCAUGGUCCCUGAUGUGUUCCUUAGAAAGAAGGAUCUUUCAGGGGUUGAUUGGGUGGUUGGUUUCCAUGUCAAAAUUGAAGAGCAUAGAAUCAGUACUGUGAAGCCCUAAGCUUUCCUAAAACAUAAAUAUGUAUACCAGGAGCUGCUUCUUUGGUCACAGGGUAUAGUGAAUUCUUCUGAAGGGCAAGUAUGGUCAGCACAUGUUUCCCAUCUCAUAUAAAAGAUCCCUGCAAAUAAACUGCAGAUAGGCUUCCAAGCUUCAUUGUGCAGUGUGCUGCUAACAUUUCUGCACCUACAGUAGUCUGUGAUCCUCAUUAUUAAAAAUGUAGUCAUAAAUAUGAGUAGAGUUUGACAUUGUAGACUUAUUACAGAAGGUGACUUUAAGGGAGCUAAGGAAGUAAAUGAUGAGCCCAAAUAAUUGCAUUGAAUUAGAUAUUUUAUAUUGAAGCCACAGAAUUGAAAACAAAAGAUAACCUACUAUGAUUUAAACCAUUGUUUGAUAACUCUUAGCCCAUUUACCAAAGAGGACAGUUGCAGAUUCUCCCUCCUCUGAUACUAUGAGGAUUUUCACUUUAAUACCUUUCUUAAACUAGGACCAAAUAUUAUCAAAGAUGCAAUUUUCACAAUAAAUAUAUGCACAGGAAUUUUAAUUCUGUGAAGUUAUUAAAAACCUAGAAUUCGCUUAUCAGGCAAGGUAGAGGUGAAGGUUCAUGUUACUUAGCCCCUAUCUCUGGGGGGCAAGUUUUAUCUCAGGUAGUUUUUCUUUCCCUAUAUUAUAGUAUUUGUGCUUCCUUCCCUUUUGCCUUCCCACCUCCUUCUUUAUUCUUCCAUGGUAUUACUCUGCUGUGGCACAUUUUGUCCUAGAUAAGGCAUCGGAAGCAAUUGCUCCCUGGGAAAUUUGGAGUAGGCGGCUAGUAGCCAUGAUCAAAACUAUAAUAGUGUAUUUAGAAGAGGAUAGAGUUGGGUACGUUAGUAAUAUGUCUGUUAUCACUGGAUACCCUCCUCCCUUUGUGGCCAGUGGCUCUCUUUGGGAAAUCUCCCUUUCUGCUAUCUUGAGCUAAAUAAUGGCUGCUUUGAGAAUCAAAUAAUUUUUACCCAUCUGUCUCUGUUUUAAUUGAGAGAAGUGUGGCCCUCUCUUUCAUUUGUAGCUGCUAAAAGAUGUUGAGAUAGUUAACCUACCACCAACCAUGCAGCCUCUUAGAAAUGUGGAAGAAUUGCGAGCAUAAGGCUUCUUUCUGUCUUAUUACACUGGACUUUCCCUCAUGUGAGGGCAUUGGUUACAGAAGAAUUUCAUUAGAGUACUCAUCAGAAGCUGUUUCGUGGCUCUUUUGAACUUAUUAAUGAAAGGCAGCUGGCUGACAAUUUGUGAUCAUUUUUGGUAGUUUUUACUCUGGCUUAUUAGGUCUAUUGUAUAUAGCAUUUUAUUUUUCAGCAGUUACUGAAAAUGAACAUCAUUAUAACUGAUGGUAAUUAUAACAGCAUAGUGGGUGAGGGGAUCUGUCAGGAAGACACUUGUAACUGUGUGGUUUACCUAGACUCUUACUCAGAGGGUAUGGGCUGGCUAUUCAGAUUAGGCUGCAGAUAGGAUUACAUCAUGACUUUCCAUCUGUUGGAUGUGUAGCUAGCUCAAGUUAUGAGCAAGUGCCUUGUGUUUCCUGGUGAAUACUAAACCUCAUUUGGGCAAAAGCUCCAGGUGAUGCCUGCACAGUCGCCUUUUUCUUGGAAUGACUUGGAUUGAGUCAUGUGAGUCAGGAAUUUCCUUGGCUUACUUAAAACAUAUAUAUGUAUAAAACUAUUCCUAUUUGAUUUACCUCAGUAUUGCAUGUUAUGGAAAGGCCAGCUCAGCUCUCCAGCACAUCUGAUUCCGAGAUCUCGCUCUACUGGUUAGGUUCCUUCCUCAAGUCCCAUUGCUCCAACUCUGUAUCUGUUUGUUGUACAUUUUGGUCACGUGUGGACCAGUGCUUGGUCACUGCUAGCUCAAAAAUUCCUGUUUCUUGAGGUGCUCAGCAAUUGCCUUUCUUUUAAAUAGGGAUUUCUUUCCACUUGGUAUUACUAGCUUCCUCAAAGAAUACACGGAUCCUGAGUCUCUGUCAUAAGGAACUCGCCUGGGUAUGUUUAGCUUUUAGAUUCUUAAUCAUGGAGAAGCUUGGAUAUUUUAGUUUUUAGAGUGCUCCUCCCACCCCACCCCCCAAUGGAUUUUGUUCCUUUCUUCACCUGACACCAUAGGGUGAAUCACCGUUUUUGUCCUUGACACCUCCCCAAGAUGGUGCCCCUAUGUUUAAAGUUGUAUGAUGACUAAUGCUUCAGACCAUAACAAGUAGUUGUCAGGUACUAGAUAUUUAAGAAGUCUAGAAUUUAGACUAUUUUUGCUAUGACUUUAUAGGAGAAAUGAGCUGUCAAAGAAAUACAUAUAAGCCAGGGGGCGUGUAGGGUGAAGAGAUUUUUGGAGACAGGGUUUCACCACGUUGUCUAGACUGGCCUCCACUCAGGAUCUCUGUCUCAGCCUACCAAGGGCUGCUUAUGAUCAUAGGUGUGCAUCAUCAUGCCCAGUUCUUUUAGGAAACUAUAUUUUAUAGAUGGUCAUAAAGGUAAUUUUUCAGGAUAUAAAACAAAUAACAAAAGUUUACACGAAUUUUGUUGUCCAGAUAAAAAGCUAUUGAUUUUCUAUUAGCUCAUCACUUUCCCUGUUCUUGUGCUGCUUAUGGGAAUGGUUGCUUUAAAUUUGCUGCAUUUGUGCCUUUCUGAGAGUCAUAAUCAUGGCAGUUGUGUUUCUUGGCACCAUUCUAAAUGCUGGCAUCCUGGGAACCUCUCUAAACUGGGUAGCUGUCACAACAAUGUGAAGAAAAAUUAGUGGGUCUUUUGAAGGUGGUGUGUGUUUUGUGAACUGAGUUCCUAGUAUUUUAAUAAAAAAGCUGCAUGAUGUGCUCUUAUUUGCCUUUUGUGGCCAUUAAUCUCUACUUCUCUGUAUAAUGAAAGCAAGUUAUAUUCUGAGAAGAAAACUGGAAUUGUUUGCUUUUUUGUUUGUUUCUUACUGAGAAACUUGCAUAAAGAGCAGGCUACUACCACCUUCAGCCACUGAUCAUCAGUGAGCCUAUCUGUAAUCAUUCUAUAAAAUCCUCCGUUGGAGGGCUGAAGAGAUGGCUCAGGUGUUAAGAGUACUGGCUGUUCUUCCAGAGGACCUGAGUUCAGCUCCCAAUAUCCACAUGGUAGCUCACAGCUCCAGAUCCAGGGGAUCCAACACCCUCACCCAGACAUAUGUACAGGCAAAAACAGCAGUGCACAUACAAUAAAAAUACAUAAAAUCCUCCAUCCUUUUUCUUUGUCAGCUCCUCUCAGAAUCUCUUCAGUUACUUGAAAUACCUUACUGUGUUCUUUUAUUGGGUGAGUCAUCAGAGACUGUCAAGAGUUCAGAGUAAGGAAGAGAACAAUCAACAUGAAUAGAGAAAAGGAAGAAAAUGGCUCCCUUACUAUCAUUAGUAAUCUACAUACGUUUCAUGGUCUAAAAAUCUAUACUUGUUAACCCAUAGCAUAAAAAUUUUGCCUUUCUUACACAUUCCUCACCCUUGUUUCCCCAGGAGAUAGUUGUCAGGGUUUAUGAGGCCAGAUUAAAUAUCCAAAUUCAGUUUGUCCUAAUUUUUUAAAGUAUUUGAAUUUCAGCCCUUGUGCUUUUGGAGUUUACUACUAUUCUUGCAAAUUGAGGCUCAGAAAAAAAGUGGGGGCCAGCCAUCUCUGUCUUCUUCCUUUUGCACAUGGGGUGGAUGGCAUUAGUAUGCACUAACUGCAGAGUUACAGCACCUUGUGAAAAGAAGUGUAAGUAGUGUUUAUUAUUAUUAUAGUUUUAAAAACCUUUAAUCGCACUUCUGUAAUUAGCAGAAUAUAAAGCUGUCACAUCUUUUCCAUCAGAAUUAACUUCUCAUUCUUAAUUCUUUUUUGAAAAAUCUUAAAAUAAUUUAACAUUCCUUAAAUCUCUAAGUAGUUCAGAUCAGGGGUAGAAGGUUUUUCACCCCCUGCCUUUGCCAUCUUUUUUGUCACUCUUAGAAAUCCAUUUAUGAUCAGUACAGUUUAAUAGUUCCUGGUCUCGAGACCGUGUCAGCACUGGACUCAUUGGUUGUGAAUAUGAAAACCUACUGUUUUCCCUUGCAAACAUGCUUUGGGCAUAGGAAGUCUGGUUUAAAAAAAAAAAAAAAAAAAAAAAAUAUGUGAAAGAUCACUUAAACCAAAGCCAGUUCUAAGGAGUGUUCGUUCCUGUUGGUUUACCUUCUCAGAGCAACAGGAAUGUUACAGUGCGCAGUGAGUAGUUCUGUGACUUUUCUACCCGGAAUUUCGGUAGUGCAUUGGUCUUUGCAUUUCUUGAUGCUGUGAUUCUGUUUUUCAUGAUGUUUUACUGCUUAUGAGUGGUUGGGCUUUUGUUAUUGUUGUUGUUUUGUUUUAAUUAAUUGGGACUAUAAAUGUAGAUAGAUGUGCUUUAGUACCAAGAUGUUCUUUUUCCAAAUCCCUAAAUCUCUGAUUUCCACACCACUCUUUCACAAAUCUGUUUUAUUGCUGAUAGUAGAAGACUUUAUCUCCACCUCCCUAUAAGCGUGAGCACUGUGUUCAGCGAGCUACCUUGCAGGCUUUUGCUGAAAACUUCCUUGUAAACACAAUUGCCUUGUUCAGUUUUGUUGUAAACUGACUCACCAUGCGAUGCACUGUUGAUAGCUUCCUGAUAUGUGGUGGAUAAGAGUGAUAAAAUAAAGCUUACAAAGAAAAGAAA